This is a messenger RNA of Owenia fusiformis, 876 nucleotides long. NCBI's taxonomy places the organism in Eukaryota, Metazoa, Annelida, Polychaeta, Sabellida, Oweniidae. The record is from the annotation of a GenBank genome assembly.
CACAAUGCAUUCUGAUAAAAUUUCGGAAAAAACUUUGUGAGAUAUUAUUUUUGUUAUUUUGUAGUUUUUCUGAUGAAUUGUGAUCUUACCGAUGUAGUGUAAGAGCGGCGGAGAAAACAAUAGAAAAUGAUGAUAACAAAAAAUAUAAAUAUAAUUAGGAAUACUCUUGCAUGGAGUGGACUAUUACAAAAGUGUUAUAAAAAUAUUGGAAAUCAUGCAAAAUUUUCUUAUAAAAUUUCUCAGUACAGCUCAGUGGCAUCUUUUGAAAGUGUUGACCAUUGUCAACAUCCAUACAUAACCGCAAGUGACAAAGAGACAUUUGAAGCUCUAAAAAAUGAUGUCAUCUUGUACGAAGAUUUCAUCACUGUGGAAGAAGAGCAAGCAAUAUUGAAAGAGAUAGAACCGUACAUGAGACGACUGCGCUAUGAAUAUGAUCAUUGGGAUGGUGCUAUCCAUGGCUUUAGAGAAACUGAGAGGAAGGAAUGGAAUGAUGUUAAUAGCGCAAUAAUUCAGAGGAUCAAGAAAAAAGUCUUCCAGGAUGCGACUCCUUUGGAGCAUGUACACAUCAUUGAUGUUGCUAAAGAUGGAUAUAUAAAGCCACAUAUAGAUGCAGUCAGGUUUUGUGGUAGCGCAAUAGCAGGGCUAUGUUUGCUGUCCAGUGCUGUGAUGAGACUAAGGCAUGAAACCAAACCUGGCAUCUUAGAUUUAUUGCUCAAACGUAGAGGACUCUACAUAAUCAAAGAUGCUGCCAGAUAUGACUACACACAUGAGGUAUUAAAGUCAGAUGAGUCCCAUUUCAAGGGAGAGGAGGUCACCAGGGAGAGGAGAGUAGCUAUUAUAUGUAGGAGUGAACCUAGGCCACAGGAUAUACACUGA